Salvelinus fontinalis (brook trout) is the source of this 3055-nucleotide messenger RNA. RefSeq names its product zinc finger protein 703-like. The coding region runs from base 449 to 2203 and encodes 584 amino acids. Gene Ontology annotation, cellular component: nucleus. The record is from RefSeq and is a predicted model, not a curated record. Lineage: Eukaryota; Metazoa; Chordata; Actinopteri; Salmoniformes; Salmonidae. Gene Ontology annotation, biological process: negative regulation of DNA-templated transcription. The transcript is spliced from 2 exons.
UGCUUUGAAAUUCCUCGUCCUUAGAUCUUUAGUAUGUGAAAUGAGCAUGGUACUAGCUGUUGUGUGAACGGAGAGAGACAGUGGGACAUCGACGGAGCAGCCUGACCAUAUCCUCUACGGCGAUAUUCGAUUUAGUCCUUCUUUUUAUUCUGUUCUUGUGAUAACUGACUGCUGAUGAUCUUUCUGCUCCAUUCGAAGGAAAGUAUUUUGAAGGGACAGAAGAGCGGAUCAAGGAAUGAUGACAUUUGAGAUAAAUCUCCCUUUUUAAAGACACUAAUUUCAUUUGAUUCAGGGAACCCAUGCUAGCGUUGGUAUAUUUGGAUUAAACAAACCGGGUACUUAUCAUUGAUUAUUGAUUUGCGCAUAAUACGGUGUGUACAUAAAUGUAUUUCGACUUGCACCUACACGUUCGCUGCCCUCGCCUGAACUCUGCGCCGCCUCGAUCCAGAUGAACGAUUCUCCCCACGGAUCUGAAGCGCAUUUACGCAGUCCGUCCCCCGAGCGCACCGGUAACAACAGCGGUAAUUCACCCCAGAGAGGAGCGAAAAGACCGCUGGUUUCCGUACCUUCUCCCUCAGAUCCAACACGCCAGGCUAAAAGGCUGCCCAUUCGGAUUCUAAAGAUGUUGAGCGCACACAGCAGCCACUUGCUACACCCGGAAUAUCUCCAACCCCUGACGUCCGCGCCAGUGAGCAUUGAGCUGGAUGCUAAGAAGAGUCCCCUGGCCCUGCUGGCUCAGACCUGCUCUCAGAUCGGCAAACCAGACCCCCCGUCCUCGUCCAAACUGGGCUCCCUCUCCUCCGGCAGCCUCAGUGACAAGGACCCAUCCGGACGCUCCUCCAGCUCCGGCCACAAGUCUGGAGACCAGCAUCAGUCUCUGGAGGAUAAGUCUAGCUUCAAGCCUUACAACAAGGCCGGAGGGGAAUGCCGCAAGGAUGGGCUGUUGACCAAGGGUUCUACAGACAAAGCUGGCUUCAGAGUGCCCAGUGGUGGAUCCGGGAGCGGCGGCUCUUGCCCUUCCUUCCCCCCACACUCCACCUCUCCUAGCUCCAGCUCCCCUCCCCUGCACUCCCAAGGCCAGUCCCACAGACAGACCCAGUCCCCGUCCACACAGCAGCAGACAUCACACUCUCAGGCCCUGCACAUGGACAAAAAGCCUGUGAGCUCAGACCAGGCCAGCUCAGACAGCAACAGCAGCACAGGGAAGAAAGACUCUGAUCACAGCAAGGAGAGGCUGGAUGGGGCCCAGCUAGCUAACUCCAGUCACAUGCGGGCUAGCGCCAACUCCAGCAAUGCCAGCUCCGCUAGCAGCCCGCGGCCGGAUAGCAAGGCUGACCCACAGUCCUCUCAGCCUGGGCUAGGCUCCGGACACAUCGCCCCUGUCUCCCCCUUCAAACCAGGACACUCCGUCUUCCCCAUGCCCCCCGCCUCCAUGGGCUACCAUGGCUCCAUAGUGGGCGCCUAUGCAGGCUACCCCUCUCAGUUCCUGGAUCAUACCAAGUCUAGUCUAGGGAUGGGGAUCCCAGGGAAGCACCCUGGCUCCAGCCCCCUCACCGGGGCCUCACCUCCGUCCCUCAUGCAGGGUCUAUGCAGGGACCCAUAUUGUCUGACCUAUCCCAACCACCCCCAUCUAGGGGGCAGCAACUGCAAUACGUGUGUCCACGACCCCUCCUCCCUAAAAUCAGGUUUCCAAAUCAUGUAUCCGUCUCACCAUCUCCACUCCCUCCACCCCAGCUCUCUAUCCUCCACCACCCCCACCCUGUCCCACCCGCUCUACACCUACGGCUACAUGCUGCAGAACGAGCCCCAGCCACACGCCUGUAACUGGGUGUCAGUAGGAGGGCCGUGUGACAAGCGUUUCUCCACGUCAGAGGAGCUGCUGGCCCACCUGCGUACUCACACAGCUCUCUCUGGUGGGCUGGACAGUAAGCUCCUCUCUGCCUACCCCUCCUCUGUCUCCUCAGCCGCCUCCUGCCACCUCCACCUUCCCCAGCCCGGCAGCCCUGGCACCAUGCCCAGCUCCUUCUCCCUGCGGGGGUCACCUGGCUUAGGCCUGGCCCGCUACCACCCCUACACUAAGGCCCACCUGCCCGGAGCCCCAGGCCUGUCCAUGCAUUCUCUACAGGCCUCCUCGCCGUACUACUCCCCCUAUGCCCUCUACAGCCAGAGACUGGGCUCAGCCUCUGCCCUGGGCUACCAGUGAUGUUUGAGGACACAGAGACAACAGAACAGGCACCUCAGACAUGCACAGUGGAUGGAUGAACCAGGCCCCGUCUGGACAGGAGGGGUCUUUGCCAGUCACUACAACAAGGGGGCCUCACCCUGCCUGCCUGGAAUACCACCUGUUGCCACAGGAUUCUGAAUGGCAUUGCAAUGGCAAGAGACCCAGUGGUGAUGGCUGGCCAGCAGUACAGGCCCAGAGACAUUGGUGUGUGGGCCAGACACCUGCCUGGGAACAGAAAGGAGCUUGAAUUUGAUUGGAUGAGAUGGUGGAAUUUAGAUUGUUUUUUUGAUUUUAGAUUAUGAUUUUUUUCCCGCUCCCUCCUAGGAAUGAAAACGUGUAUUUAUUUUUCACCUGAGCGCUUGGCAUUCAAAAUGGGGGAAGUUUACUAUCCAAAUGAAUUGUUCAUAAAUAUUCUAAUAGAAAAAAUGUUUUGAAUCAUAGCAUUAUGUCUAUCAUACACUCUUUAAAUAAAGUUUUGCACCAUGGCAAAGAUGGACUGAUGUUUUUUUUUCUGGAGGAAUAAGCCUACUUUUUAACAUUUCUUCUGUGUCUUUCCAUUUCCGCUCUUUUUUUCCGUCUGCUAUUCACACUCUGAGGGAGUAUCGCAUGUCCUGACGGUGAAAGUCUUCUUAAUAAAUUGCCAUUUAUUUUGUAUUUGUAAGCAGAGAUGCCAUAUUUUUUCAAGUGUUAUUGUGUGAGCCCGUUGGGGUUGCUGACUGUCAUUGAACGAGGACGAGAUUAAAUCAAACAAAAUAAAACCACAACGAUGGCAGUGCUAUCCAUCUGACAGGGAAAUGUCUUAUUUUGUUUAAUAAAUGAUACUUGAUUGCA